Molecule: messenger RNA, 6407 nt
Organism: Leptopilina heterotoma
Lineage: Eukaryota; Metazoa; Arthropoda; Insecta; Hymenoptera; Figitidae
Exons: 8
Coding region: 111-6281 (2056 amino acids)
Source: RefSeq, a predicted model, not a curated record
UCUUUUGUUUAGAACAAAAAAAAGUUUGGUUAUGAUGACUGUAUUUACGUAUAUUAUUCGAUGUGCAAAAUAAUAAUUGCUUAUUGUUUAUUAGUGAAUUUAUCGUCAAAAUGAAUAAUGAAACAGAUCUUAAUUCUGUUUCAAAUCCAUCUCCCGUGUCAUGUAUCACGAUAGAAGAUGACAACGAUGAAAUAGAAGUGAUAGACCUCGAUGAUGAAAUCGAGGAUGAUGAACCUACUUAUUCAUUCCAAGAAAACAAUGACUCGGUUACAUUAACCGAGCCAUUAAAUACAUCAAAUAAUGUUGAUGCUAAUAUUGAGGAUUUUAAUUUAUCUGAUCCUUUAAUUACCGAUUCUAAUGAAAAUAAUACAGAUGCAGAAUAUAACGAUGAUAAUGAAGCUGCAAAACAAGUCAGAUCACGAAUUUCAUUAUGUUCACACAGAUGUUAUUUAAAAGUAACAGAGGAAGAUCAAAAGAAAGCCUAUAACGAAAUGUGUUCGAGAAAAACUCAACUCUUAAAAUUCGAAUUACUGAGUCAAUUAAUUGACUCACACUAUAAAACAGCGAGCAAUCGUAAUUUUUCGAGAUUUUUUCUUCACACAAAGGAACCACGUAAAAAUAUUUGCAAAAUGUGCUUCAUGUGUAGUCUUCACAUUUCUCGUGAUUUUCUCAAUCUUUAUUUUCGAUACACAUUUGCAUUUAAUAGACCGGUAAAGAAAAGAAUUCCUAAAGACAUCGCACUUAUCGACACUCAAAUUUCUGAGGACACGAAGAAUUUAGAUAUUACUGACGAGAACGCUCUUGAUGAGGAUGAAGUUACGUUAAGGGAUAAAAUAUUACAACUUGGUUGGAAGAGAAUUCCUGAAUGUGAAAGCAAUUGCUCCUCAGGUGUAUCACAUGAAGAACAUAAGCGUAUUUUCAUUUCUUACUGGUUGAGAACGUCAAGAGAAGAAAGAUACAAAUUUAUUUCCGACAUGACCGACAUUUCUUACAAUAAGUCAAUAGUCACAUUUACCUAUCAUCUUUAUACAAAUCAGGGCCUCGUAAAACUUUGUAAAUCAUGUUUUCGUAUUGCCCUUAACGAAACCGAAUCCUUCAUUCGUCAAGCCUUGAAAAUAAAAUGCUUUAAAUUGCAAUCUUCGAAUGUUCAUGGAAGGAGCAUAUUCAAGAAAUUUACACAAGAAAUUAUUGAUUUGGAAAUUGAAACAAUUGACAUUGAUUCAAACACUAAUAAUUGUGAUAAUAUAAAAAAUUCGAAUGAUAUAAAUGAGAAAACGAAUUCCACCAAUUUGAGCGAAGACAAUUUGAGCGAUAAAAAAGAUUCGAACGAUGAAAACAAUGAGAAAAAAGAUUUUUGCAAUGAAAACAAUCAAGAAGAAAACAAUGUUGAAGAUAAUAACAAUAUGGAAAGUGAAUUAAAAAAAUUAAACUCAGAAGAUUCGAACGAUUUCGAUGAUAUAUUCGAAACAAUGGAAAAUUUGAAAUACUCGACCGUUGACAAAUAUUUGGAGGAUAAAUACAAUAUUAGAUUAUCAUCGCGUGGAUGUGGUUGCUAUUUAAAUAUAACAAGAGAUCAUAGCAAGCGUGGUUAUUAUUCUUAUUGGAAAAAGUCAAUAGCUACAAGAAUCAAGUUUAUAAAAGAUAACACUGAAUUUCCAAGAAGUACAUGGAAAUGUCCAAAACAAGCUCUCCGACGUACUAAAUUCUUCUUUUACUGUUCACGCGGAAGACGUAAAAUUUGUAAAGUUUGCUUCCUCUCAAUUCUUGACAUUUCAAAAAUAUUUUUGGAUUUAGUGAUGGAGGAGAUUGCCAAUAAACAAAGGGAUAAUUCAGUAACAUUAGGUUCAAUUGAAAUUGACAAAAUUACUGGAUCAGAAAAGGCAUUAAAUAAUGAUAUUCUCAUUGAGAGUAAAUUAUCACAAGGUUGGAUUUGUUUGGAAAAGUGUAAAUUUAAUUGUUUCAAAAAAAUAUCAGUGGAGGAACAAGAAAAUGUAUUUAACAUCUAUUGGCGGGAUUCGACUCCUGAAUCAAGAUUCGCAUUUAUAAGCGAAAUGAUUGAAAUUAUAAAAAGAGUUAAUUUUCAUCAUAUUUUUUACCUCAUCACAAGCAGAGGGAAAGUGAGAGUAUGUAAAGGAUGUUUUCGUGCAACAAUUAACGAAUCAAAAGAAUACGUUGUGGAUGUUAUGCGAAAAAAAUACCAAACUGCCGUCUCUACAUUUUCUCUAAUAUUUAACAAAUUACACCAAGGCAAUGUGGACGGGAAUUUUCAAAUUAAUAGCAUGAAUCGUCAAGCGCUUUCCACGUCAUCAACAAAAAAUGAUAACGCUGAUGGAAAUAAAGAUAUUGAUAUCGAUGACAUAGACGACACUGAUGAUGAUGACGACGAAGAUGAAUAUGAUGAGAAGGAGAAGGAGAAGAAUAAUACCAAUGAAGAUAUUAUUGAUGAAUCAAUGUUAAAAGACACAAAUGUUAAUACACUACGUGAUAUUGAAUUAUUCAAUCCUCACAUACCAUUAAAGGAUUGUUCACGUGGAUGUAAUUUGUGGAUAACAGAAGAGAGGCAAAUGGAAAUUUUCCAAUGCUAUACGAAAAAUGCAACAGACGAAAUGAAAAAGAAGUUUAUACGGGAAAUGACUGAAGUAAAACCAACAAUAGCAAACUCGAAUAAACGUUUCAUAACAAAUUUUUAUCUUUAUUCAAACUCAUUGAUGAAAAUGCAAAAAGUAUGUAAAGAGUGUUUUAUAGCUAUUCUACAUGAAGGUGUUUAUUUCAUUCAAAAAAUUAUCGAGGAAACUUUCUUUUCAAAUAAAAUAAAUUCAACUAUCUCUCAACUCGAUUCAUCAGAAAAUCAUCAUUUAAAAAUCAAAAAUACCAACGACACUACUGAUAGUGAAAAUUGCAAAUGUCAAACGAAAUCAACAGAAAAAUGGACUCCAUUACUUCCUUGUAUCAAUGAUUGUCAUUUGAAAUUAACAGAAAUUGAGCAGAGAAAUAUUUUUCUCACUUAUUGGCAAGAAAAAUUAUUUGAGUCACGAUCUAAUUUCAUUAAUCGUCGAACGGAACUUACUCUUCAAGAAAAUUGUGAACCAGAUUCAAAUAGAAUAAUAUUUCAAACUGAAUAUCAUUUUGUCACUCAACGAGGUCGUCAGAAAGUUUGCAAAUAUUGUUUCUAUCACAUUCUCGACGUAUCCAAAGUCUUUGUAACGGCAAUUUUAAACCAAAAACUCUACAAUAUGAUAAAACUCAACAUAAUUCCCGUAAAGCCAAACGUGUCAUUUAUAUUUUCCGAUGACGAAUCACUUCAACCACGAACGUCUGAAUUAGAAAAUCAAGUUGCUUGCAAUUAUUGUAUCACACAUUGUGAGAUAAAAAUUGAACAAGGUAUGCCAUCGUUAUUUCCAUGUAACAAUUUAUGUCACAUAAAAUUAUCAAAAACCGACAAGAAUCGAGUCUUCUACGAUUAUUAUUGUCAGGAAAAAACAAUUGAAGUGAGAGAGAAAUUCAUUUGCGAUAUGUUGAAAAAUAUUACAAUUAUAAAGAAAAAUGAUUUAGCAAAUAAAAAUCAACAGAAUGAAAUUGAAUUUUGCCUUCACACUGAACAGACAAUUGUCACAGUUUGUAAUACAUGCUUUGCAAGAAUCAUAAAAGAAUCACAAGAAUUCAUUGAAAACGCUAUCAAAAAUAAAACAAUUAAAUACGAAGAUCAGCUUAAAUUAAAAAACAGUCAAAUCUAUCAAAGCACGACAAAAUCUAAUGAAUCUAUCUCGGAGAAUGUGACACCGCAUUUUUUAAAUGUCGACACUAGUGUCAACAGCGAUGGCGAGUUUCAAGAAGACAAUAAUUUAUCAAAUAAUAAACAUGAAGUAUUAAUUGAAAAGGAACAACAUUUUGAAGAAGUUAUAUUGAAAGUAGAAGCUGUGGAUGAAACUUCCUUCUCAGAUGAAAAUAUGGAACCAGAAACCGAAAAAUUAGAAGACGAUGAAAAUCAGGAAUUAGUGGAUGAAACAAAUUUUCAAGAUGUAGAAAUGAAAAGCUAUGAAUUAGAAGAGACUAGUACUGUAAAAAUUGAUGAUACAAAGUCUUUAAAUAAUUCUUGUACAUUAAAGACAAAAAAUGAAGGAGAAACUGUUUCCCCAGAUAUGGGAGAGAAGCUCGAAGAAAGAAUCACUGAAGAAAGUGUCAAAGAAAAAAUUCUUUUUGAUGAUUUCGCAAUAAAAACAGAAUGUAAAGAAGAAAAUAUUGUCAUAGAUGAAAAUUCAAAGAGCGAUUUAAAUCAAGUAACACAUCCGACAAUAUCGCCUCUAAAGAGAAAAGCGAGACAAAUUUCUAAUGAAGAUAACGAAGAAUCAUUCCUAGGAUUAUCAAUCAUAAAAGAAGAAGUAGAUCUCGAAACUGAUCCUUAUUUGGAAGAAGAAAAAUAUGAAGGUCCAUCGGAAAAAAUUGCAAAAACAGAUUUUCUCAAUCCUAACAAUAUUUCUGAUCAAGCAAAUAAGAAAUUAAAUAUUCAAGUAGUAAAUAUAAAACAAGAGCCAAUAGUUUAUAAAAUACCAUUAAAAGAAGCGGGAAAAAUUCAAGGAAUAAUACUCAAGAAAAGAGGAGGAGGAGGUGGAAGAAGAUCUAGAAGAAAAACAAUCAUCGAACCAAAUAUUAAGACAAAAAUAAAAAAGCCACAAUACAAUUAUCAUAAACUCAAAGCAGUACAGGAAUCAUUCAUUGAAAAUGAAAUGGAAAAUAUACUAAAAAAAGUUCCAAACGAAAAUUUAAAAAAUCUGACUGCUUGUGAAGAGCCAUCUCAAAAUGAUAUUGAAAAAGUUGAACAGCACAUUAAAAAAUUCCCCCUCUGUGAAAGUUAUCAUUACAACGUAACAACGUCGGAAAAAUAUCUUCCAAUGGGAUUAACAUCGAAAAUAAUGUACGAUCUCUAUAAACAGGAAGUUUCACAGCCAGUCAGCAGUAUUUGGUACAAUAAAUUAUUAGAGAAAACUGAAUUAAAAUUUCGUUCAUCAUUCUUAACAAAAUGCGAUGUUUGCACUGCAUUUGAUGAUCAAUACAAAAAUGCUAUUCAUUCAAUUGAAAAAAGUAAAAUCUAUUCAAAUCGCACUGCACAUAUCAUCGAUUCCGAGGAGGCAAAUAAUUCCCAAACAUUAGACGAGCGCACUGCUAUUAAAGACAAAAGCUAUCACGUCUGUUCUUUUGGUUUUCAACAAAGUUUACCAACGCCUUAUCUCACUGAACAAAUUUCCUUCUACAAGCAACGUUUAUGGACCUACAAUUUCACAAUACGUAAUCAUCACAUGAAAAAAAAUAGAGAUUUCCGUAAACUUUAUUUCUGGCACGAACAUCAAGGUACAAGAUCAAUCAACGAAGUUGCCUCCUGUUUGUAUUCAUACUUAAAUUCUCUAUCCGAUCGUAUAAGAAACAUUGUUUUCUACUCCAUCAGCAAUGAUUUAACCACAAACAAAACUCUCGCCGCAAUGUUUUUAUACGUAGUAGCAAAUCACGAGAAACUUGAAAGUAUUGAGCACAAAUUCCUAACUUCCGGUCAUUCACAAAUUGAAGUCUAUCUCGGAGGUAAAAAUGUCCAGGAAUUAAUGACCAAACAUCAGGAUACAAUUCACGAGCCAAACGAUUGGCUCGAGGCCUUUAAAAAAUCCACUAGAAAAUCAGAAUACGAAAUAAGGAAUGAAACCAAUUUUUAUGAUUUCGACGAAAUUCGUAAUGAAAUUUUCAGCGAGAGUCAUCAAUUUACCAGUGAAGAAAAUAUCAAAUGUUUACGAUACACAAAACAGGGGAUCUAUUACAAAACAGGUUGGUCAUCGUCAAAUCGAUUUCAACUCAUGGAUUUAAAUGGUUCAUUAAUAAUUCUCAAAGCAAUGAAAUUAAAAAAUCUCCCACGAAUUUCAAUCAGCGAAGAGAAGAAAAUGGAUCUUUUGGAUUUAGUACCAUUUCUCUUAACGAAAGCACACAAUUUUUACAAGAAAUUAUUAACCGGUGAAUUGGACAAUGAUGAUGAAAAAUGUAAAGAAAUUACAAACAAUGAUGCAACAAUUUCGACCGACGAAAUUUCUAUUAUUGAGGAAGAAGCAAAAGAAUGUGAAAAUAUUCCCGAUGAAAAUGAUGAUAUUGAGGAAAUUUGUAUUAUAGAAAAUAAAAAUAAUGUUCUACCAAAAGUCAAUGAUCAACAAGAAGAGAAAGAUACCAAAUUACUUUACGAGAAUCCGCAUAAAAAUAACGAAUUUCAAUUAGUAUUAAUUAAAGAAGACGAAUUUGAACAACCAUAGUCAAAAAUAUAAAUUAAUAUAUUUAAAAAAAAAUACCAACUGUAAUUGUUUGUACAUUAUAGUCAAUCGUUUGUUUAAUGUAUGACAAAUUAAAAAUGUUUCCAUUAAAAUUAUUUUCUAUUUAAA